Messenger RNA from Marmota monax (woodchuck), 201 nucleotides. RefSeq names its product small integral membrane protein 42 (gene Smim42). The record is from RefSeq and is a predicted model, not a curated record. Bases 1 to 201 code for a protein of 66 amino acids. Lineage: Eukaryota; Metazoa; Chordata; Mammalia; Rodentia; Sciuridae. The transcript has a single exon.
AUGUCUUCUCCACAACUCCCAGUUUUCUCAUGGGACAAGGGUACAUUCGCCACUGCCAUAUCUGAUCCUGUCUACCUAGUAAAAGUUCUCUUCUUCUCUCCUCUCCUGAUGACUCUGAUCACCCUACUCAUCCUGGCCUGGAAGGUCACCAAAGGCAAUAGCAACAAGAACAGACAGCAGGAGGCAACGCUGCUGGCCUGA